AUGAAGCUGUCCUAUGGUUCUCUGGUGGUCACCGCCGGCAUCUUCGGUAUCCUCAGUUUCGCGUUCCUGGCUGCGGCGAUCGGGAGUGACUACUGGUACAUUAUUGAGGUGAACAGAACCAACCGGACCGAUACAGACGUUUUGGAUUCCCAUUCUGGACUGUGGAUAACUUAUGAAGGUAUGCAUUCAUAUGCAUGUGGAUUUAGUAAUUUGAAACCAAUGCCUUUCUUAGAUGGAUGACUUUAUAGUAUCAGGGGCUCCCGAGUGGCGCAGCGGUCUAAGGCACUGCAUCUCAGUGCUUGAGGCGUCACUACAGACCACCUGGUUCGAUUCCAGGCUGUAUCACAACCGGCCGUGAUUGGGAGUCCCAUAGGGCAGCGCACAAUUGGCCCAACGUCGUCCGGGUUUGGCUGGUGUAGGCCGUCAUUGUAAAUAAGAACUUGUUCUUAACUGACUUGCCUAGUUAAAUAAAUAAAAAAAAUGUAUGUCAUUUUUCCUGUAGCAAGACACUGUUUUAUUGUCACAAUGAAAACUGAAUAAAAUCGGUGGAUAAUCCAUAUGGUCCUCUGAAUGUGAUUAUCCAUCUUUACAGGUCAGAAGGUGUAUUCUUACACAUUUAACUCCUCCAACUACUCUGAACCUGAGAUGCACAUGUUGAGUGAGUUACUUGUCUAUUAUCACCUUAUUAAACAAGACAUUAUAGAAUAAAACAUUUACAGCUAUUGUUAUUUUGGACAUUUCGAAUAGAUUCUCUUAUUUAUGAAGCAUCUGUAUCUGUCUCAAAUGUUGGAAUAUUGUCUGUGUGUUUCUCCAGACAUGCACAGUGCGAUCGUGGUCCUACUGCCUCUUAGCCUGGUCCUGCUGGUGUUCGGAGGCAUCUGUGGAUUGAUCAGUUCCCUGGCCCGGAGCCCCGUUCUCCUCACUGGCACCGCCUCCUAUCUCCUCCUCUGCAGUAUGUGUGGCCUCCAUCAUCAUCUCUCAUCCUUAGGGCCCUAACACCUGGUCUUAGUGCCAGUCUGUCUGUGUUACCAUGCCAACUCCUUGUUACUCAUUGUCAUGUUUGGCAUGACAAGAAGUUGACAUGAUAGCACAAGCAGAUCUGGGACAAGGGCAAGGCUACCUAACACCUAAAUGCCCAAGUCCAAAUUCACUCCUAUGCAACAUACUCCCAUCCAUAAAGUCUUUAGAGCAAUGUUUCCCAACUCCAGUCCCAAGUAACCCAAACAGCACACAUGUUUGAUGUAGCCCUGGACAAGCACACCUGAUUCAACUUGUCAACUAAUCAUCAAGCCCUCAAUGAGUUGAAUCAGGUGAGUUUGUCUCGGGCUACAACAGAAAUAUGUGCUGUUGGGGGUGCUCGAGGGCUGGAGUUGGGAAACACUGCUUUAUAGCCAGCCCAUACACUUGGAGUUGUGUGUGUAUAUCAAUCUUACAAAGGAGACAAGAGGAGGCAUCAAUGUAAUUUUAGAUGAUUGAGAUGCACCCAUGUAGUUUCACAGUUGAAGUGAGAGGGUGGUGGUGUGGUUAAUUGGAGCAUAGAUACAGAAGGUCUCACACCAUCUGGCUCGGCCUCAUAGAACAACUGGGAAAGGUCUUGUUAUUGUCUACAAUGUUAUUUACCUCAAUGUCAGUCUCCACACACACUAAACUAUCUCCAUGUGGCUAGAGCUAGACUGAUAAUAAUGGGUUUGAUUUGACCACAGAGGAAAGGAGAAGAUUUUAAGAUGGCUGUUCUCUCCACUGCUGCCUGUCCAUCUCUCUCCUGUGCUUACUGGAAAUGUUGGUUUGGUUGCCUCCCGGAUAGUAGAUGGAUUACCAGUAUUAGUAUAUAUGUUACUGAUCUUUGGGGAUGGCCAACACUGCAAUAUCCCUCUGGUUUCACACACGCACACUGUCCUUUACACACUUUCACUGCCUCAUUUCAUUUUGAUGAAAGGGGACUGCUGAGGAGAGCAAUGAUUUGGUUCUAUCCACUGAAAUAAAUAAAAGUGAUUUGAGUAAUAGAGUGAGGAGGAAAAAGGAGUGGACAGAAUAGAAAAGGGAUGGGACUGGAGAGCAAGAUAUGGAUGGGAACGGCUUCAGCCAGCUUUAGAGGAGGAGAAAGAGGUGGAGGUUAUUGGCCUUAAGGAUGGAGAACAAGAGAGGUGGGGUUAUGGGCUUUAAAGAGGAGGGAGAUGAAGAGACGAGUGUUUGGGAUUUAAACAAGAGAGAUUUGGGUAUGGAGAGAGAUUGAAAAUGUAAAGGUUUGGAGAGAGCGAGAGAAAUAGGUUGAGAGAGAUGGAUGAUGAUGGACUGACACUGCACACAGAUCCCCAUUACAAGGCCAGAUCACUGGGAUGGAACAGACCACAGAUGGCUUGAUGGCACCCCUGCCUAGCCUGUUGAUUACCAAUCCAGUUAUGAGGAUGACCUUCUCAACCGUACAGUAUACCCUUUAUUAUCUUUAUGGAGAGGCACUUGGAGCUAGAGUUGUAAAGACCUUCUCUAUGGAAAGUGCAAGUACACAGUAUUGUAUGUCCUCUGAGUGAAACAUAAAUUAAUUGGACAGCACACUUGAAAGUGUUUUCCUUUUCAUUGUUGGACAGUAUUACCAGGAUUUAGCACCUUAAUCUUUAGGGGCCCGAUUCUGACUUAGGAAAUUACGCCUUUCUUGCACACGCCAUUCUUACGGUUCCCUUGCACGCGCUGAAUAAAUGUAAUUCAACUGCUGAAAACCCUCCCACUUGCUGGCCAACAGAUCUUCGCGUGGAGUUUUCAUUCAGUACAUUUCUCUUAAGUGAUCCCUUUAAAUAUGGUAUACCUUUAAUUAGAAUUUUGUCGACAGACUUGUAGCGGGUGAUGUUGGACGGAGUCAGGGGCAUGAGAGGAAAUCACGGAAUAAAUGGUUUAUUCAAAUAAACAGAGGUACGCAGCAAUGCGUAAUAUACACCAGUGCGGUAAACGGCACCCUGGGGAAGACAAGGCACACGGGUGAAUAUCCCGGCGAUACACAAUACAAAUCUAGCUCCAACGAGCUAUAUAUCCUCUACAAUGAACAAUCACACACAAAGACAAGGGGGCAGAGUGAACACUUAUACAGGUACUGAUGAGGGGAUAUGAACCAGGUGUGUGUAAUAAACAAGACAAAACAAAUGGAAUGAUGAGAUGAGGAGCGGCAGUGGCUAGAAGGCCGGUGACGACGAACACCGAAGCCUGCCCGAACAAGGAGCGGAGGCAGCCUCAGAGGAAGUCGUGACAGUGCCAGAACCGGCUGAUAACCUAAAACACAUUGAAAUGGCGAUAGGUUAGUGAGGAGUGGCGGAAAGAGUUCUGGGCAUAUUCGGCCCAUGGCAAGAACACCGACCUCUCCCCCGGCCAGUCCUGGCAGUAGGACCACAGGAACCUACCCACAUCCUGAUUAACCCGUUCCACCUGCCCAUUAGACUCGGGGUGAAAACCAGUGGUCAGGCUGACCGAGACCCCCAGACGUUCCAUGAACGCCUUCCAGAUCCUGGAUGUGAACUGGGGACCCCGGUCAGACACUAUGUCCUCUGGCACCCCGUAGUGCCGGAAGACGUGUGUAAACAGGGCCUCCGCAGUCUGCAGGGCUGUGGGGAGACCGGGCAGAGGAAGGAGGCGGCAGGCUUUAGAAAAGCAGUCCACAACAGCCAGGAUGGUGGUGUUACCUUGAGAGAGGGGAAGAUCAGUAAGGAAGUCAAUACACAAGUGGACCAUGGCCGUUGUGGAACUGGUAAGGGCUGUAACUUACCCGCUGGGAGGUGCCUGGGUGCCUUACUCUGGGUGCACACCGAGCAGGAGGAGACAUACACCCUCACGUCCUUAGCCAAGGUAGGCCACCAGUACUUCCCGUUCAGGCAGCGCACUGUACGGCCGAUACCUGGGUGACCAGAGGAGGGGGACGUGCGUGCCCAAUAGAUCAGACGUACUGGACAAGAGCCGGCACCUACCGCAGCCCAGUUGGAUACUGAGGUGGAGAUGGCUCGGUACGUUACGCCUGCUCUAUGUCCGCGUCCACCGCCCAUACUACCGGCGCCACAAUGCAGGAGGCCGGGAGCAUGGGGGUGUUGUCUCUGGGCCUCUCCUCUGUGUCGUACAGCCAUGACAGUGCGUCUGCCUUCACGUUCUUAGUACCCGGUAUGUAGGACAGUGUAAAAUCAAACCGGGUGAAGAACAGGGCCCACCUGGCCUGGGGAGGAUUCAGCCUCCUCGCUGCCCUGAUGUACUACAGGUUACGGUGAUCAGUCCAGACGAGGAAAGGGUGUUUCGCUCCCUUGAGCCAGUGCCUCCACACGGUCAGGGCUCUGACAACAGCCAACAGCUCCCGAUCAUCAACGUCGUAGUUCUGCUCCGCUGGGCUGAGCUUCUUGGAGAAGAAGGCACAGGGGCGGAGCUUGGGUGGCGUGCCCGAGAGUUGAGAUAGGACAGCGCCUAUCCCUACCUCGGACACAUCCACCUCCACUAUGAACGGUAGUGAUAGGCCAGGACCGGGGCUGAGGUGAACAGAGCCCUCAGGAUACUGAAGGCCCUGUCAGCCUCAGCAGACCAGCGGAGCCGGGACGGCCCACCCUUCAACAGAGAGGUGAUGGGAGCUGCGACCUUGCCAAAGCCCCGGAUAAACCUCCGAUAGUAGUUGGCAAAGUCAAGAAAGCGCUGCACCUCCUUUCACUGUGGUUGGAGUCAACCAAUCACGCACGGCUGAAAAGCGGUCUCCCUCCAUCUCCACACCUGAGGUGGUAAUGCGGUAUCCGAGGAAGGAGACGGACUGCUGGAAAAAUAGACACUUCUCUGCCUUGGCAUAAAGGUCAUGUUCCAACAGUCGGCCCAGCACUUUGCGAACCAGGGACACAUGCUCGGCGCGUGUAGCAGAAUACAACAGAAUGUAAUCGAUGUAGACCACCACACCGUGACCAAGCCAGUCCCGAAACACCUCGUUCACAAAGGACUGGAAGACUGAUGGAGCAUUCAUCAAACCGUAAGGCAUCACCAGGUAUUCGUAAUGCCCCGUGGUGGUGCUGAAUGCUGUCUUCCACUCGUCCCCUUCUCGGACACGCACCAGGUUGUACGCGCCCUGGAGAUCUAAUUUUGUGAAGAAGUGUGCCCCAUGCAUUGACUCGAUCACAGAUGGAAUGAGGGGUAGAGGAUAACUAGAGUUGAAGUCGGAAGUUUACAUACACUUAGGUUGGAGUAAUUAAAACUCGUUUUUCAACCACUCCACAAAUUUCUUGUUAACAAACUAUAGUUUUGGCAAGUCGGUUAGGACAUCUACUUUGUGCAUGACACAAGUAAUUUUUCCAACAAUUGUUUAAAGACAGAUUAUUUCACUUAUAAUUCACUGUAUCACAAUUCCAGUGGGGCAGAAGUUUACAUACACUAAGUUGACUGUGCCUUUAAACAGCUUGGAAAAUUCCAGAAAAUGAUGUAAUGGCUUUAGAAGCUUCUGAUAGGCUAAUUGGCAUCAUUUGAUUCAAUUGGAGGUGUACCUGUGGAUGUAUUUCAAGGCCUACCUUCAAACUCAGUGCCUCUUUGCUUGACAUCAUGGGAAAAUCAAAAGAUAUCAAUCAGCCAAGACCUCAGAAAAAAUAUUGUAGACCUCCACAAGUCUGGUUCAACGCCUGAAGGUACCACAUUCAUCUGUACAAACAAUAGUACUCAUGUAUAAACACCAUGGGUGUCAUGAAUGUCUGUGGAAUGCGGUAGGCCAGAGUCAAGCGCAGGACACAGAAUGAAAUGAAAAUCUACUUUACUGUAUAGUAAAGAAACAAGCAAAACCUCCAACACAGGGAGGAGCAACCCGCUCACAAACGACACUCGUAACAAGUAACAAACACGCACAACACACAGUGGGAGCGAACAGGUUAAAUAGGGAAGGACAUAAUACAUAAUGGGAAACAGGUGUGCAACACUAGACAACAACCAGAUGAACAUAAAACAUAGAUCGGCAGCAGCUAGUACUCCGGUGACGACGAACGCCGAAGCCUGCCCGAGCCAGAAGGAAGGGCAGUCUCGGCAGAAUCCGUGACAAUGGGACCACGCAGCCGUCAUACCUCUCAGGAAGGAGACGUGUUCUGUCUCCUAGAGAUGAACGUACUUUGGUGCGAAAAGUGCAAAACAAUCCUAGAACAACAGCAAAGGACCUUGUGAAGAUACUUUUGUACCUGUUUCCUCCAGUAUCUAUAUCCACAGUAAAACAAGUCCUAUAUCGACAUAACCUGAAAGGCCAUUCAGCAAGGAAGAAGCCACUGCUCCAAAACCACCAUAAAAAAGCCAGACUACGGUUUGGAACUGCACAUGGGGACAAAGAUCGUACUUUUUGGAGAAAUGUCCUCUGGUAUGAUGAAACAAAAAUAGAACUGUUUGGCCAUAAUGACCAUCGUUAUGUUUGGAGGAAAAAGGGGGGAUUGCAAGCCGAAGAACACCAUCCCAACCGUGAAGCACGGGGGUGGCAGCAUCAUGCUGUGGGAGUGCUUUGCUGCAGGAGGGACUGGUGCACUUCACAAAAGAAAUGGCAUCAUGAGGAAGUAAAACUAUGUGGAUAUAUUGAAUCAACAUCUCAAGACAUCAGUCAGGAAGUUAAAGCUUGGUCGCAAAUGGGUCUUCCAAAUGGACAAUGACCCCAAGCAUACUUCCGAAGUUGUGGCAAAAUGGCUUAAGGACAACAAAGUCAAGGUAUUGGAGUGGCCAUCACAAAGCCCUGACCUCAAUCCUAUAGAAAAUCUGUGGGCAGAACUGAAAAAGCGUGUGUGAGCAAGGAGGCCUACAAACCUGACUCAGUUACACCAGCUCUGUCAGGAGGAAUGGGCCAAAAUUCACCCAACUUAUUGUGGGAAGCUUGUGGAAGGCUACCCGAAACGUUUGACCCAAGUUAAACAAUUUAAAGGGAAUGCUACCAAAUACUAACUGAGUGUAUGUAAACUUCUGACCCACUGGGAAUGUAAUGAAAGAAAUAAAAGCUUAAAUAAAUCAUUCUCUACUAUUAUUCUGACAUUUCACAUUUCUUUAAAAUAAAGUGGUGAUCCUAACUGACCUAAGACAGGGAAUUUUUACUAGGAUGAAAUGUCAGGAAUUGUGAAAAACUGAGUUUAAAUGUAUUUGGCUAAGGUGUAUGUAAACUUCCGACUGUAUAACGAAUAGUCCCCUUGUUCAGUGCAAGGGCGCAGACCUCAAUCCUUCAUCUUCACAAAAAAACUUGAGGCCGGCGAAGUGGAGGGACGUAUGAACCUCUGGCCCAGGGACUCGAAGACGUAUGUCUCCAUCGCCUCCGUUUCAGCCUGCGACAGGGGAUAUACAUGACUCCUGGGAGGCACAGCGUAUACCCAGAGGUUUAUCGCGCAAUCCCCCGCCCAAUGAGGUGGUAAUUUAGUCGCCUGCGUUUUGGAAAACGCGUGCACCAAAUUGAGGUAUUCAGGGGGGAAUGCGCACAGUGGAGGUAGUGUCUGGACUUUCCACCGUGGUUGCACCAACGGAAACAGCCAGACACCUACCCUGACACUCUCGCGACCACCCCGUGAGAACCCUCUGCGGCCAUGAAAAGGUGGGGUUGUGUAGUGCUAACCAGGGAAGACCCAACACAACAGGGAAAUCAGGAGACUCAAUAAUAAAAAAGUGACUUGGUCUCUUGUGUAACCAUCGUGACUGGGGCUGUAACCUCCCUAACGAACCCUGACCCUAAUGGUCGACUGUCAAGUGCUUGGAUGAGCAGUGGAAUGGAUAGGGGAACCAAUGUAAUACCUAGACUAUGUGCUAACGACUUUGUCCAUAAAGUUCCCAGCUGCGCCUGAAUGGACUAGCGCCUUACACUGGGGAACUACCGUGUAGUCAGGGAAGUGGAUGUGUAGGGUACAGUGCGCAGCAGAGGGCUCUGAAUGAGUGUUGGUGUUCGAUACCUGGGUUGACGUGAGAGUGCCCUGCCUGCCGCCUCCAGACCCAAAAGAACGCCGACGACAGCGUGCAGUAGAAUGUCCUCUUGUGACACCAGAUCGCCGCACCACCCAGCUCCAUCAUCUCGUGAUCCGGGUUGGAGUUGGGGGGGGGGGGUGAAAUGGGCAGGCCCCUCUCAGGACGUCCUCUAGAAGCCAGCAGGUUGUCCAACCGGAUGGUCAUGUCCACUAGUUGAUUGAAGGACGACGUGGUGUCCCGGCAAGCUAGCUCCCUUCGGAUGUCCUCUCGCAGGUGGCACCGGAAGUGGUCGAUGAGGGCCGCUCAUUCCACCCGGAUCCAGCCGCUAGAGUCCUGAACUCCAGGGCAAAGUCCUGCGCGGUCCUCGUCCCUUGCCUCAAAUGGACCAGCCACUCGCUCACCUCUCUCCCUUCGGGAGGGUGAUCGAAGACGGCCCGGAAGAGGCGAGCAAACUCCCCGUAGUUGUCCAACGCAGCUCACUCCAGACUGCUUUGGCCCACUCCAGGGCUUUGCCCGAGAGGCAGGAGACGAGGGCGGACACCUUUUCCCGCUCCGAGGGAGCCGGGCUGAUGGUGGAGAAAUAGAGUUCCGUCUGCAGGAUGAAACCCUGGCAGCGUGCCGCUGCCCCGUCGUACUCCCUCGGUCGGGAAAGGUGAAUCCCUCUGGUUGUGGGUGGCUGGAUCCGGUCGCUCAGCUGGUCUCGAAGGGUCGGGUCCUCUCCUCUCCAGGCGUUGGACGACCUGGAGAACCCGAUCCAUCGCCUCGCCCAAGCUGUUCCCGGACCCGCUCCACGACUCCAGACAUAUUCCCGGUUCCUGCUGACUCCAUGUUGUUCAGGUGUGUGAUUCUGUAACGGGUGAUGUUGGACGGAGUCAGGCACAGGAGAGGAAAUCACGAAAUAAAUGGUUUAUUCAAAUAAACAGAGGUACGCAGCAAUGCGUAAUAUACACCAGUGCGGUAAACGGCACCAUGGGGAAGACGAGGCACACGGGUGUCACGACUUCCGCUGAGGCUUCCCCCCCUCCUGGUUCGGGCAGGCUUCGGCGUUCGUCGUCACCGGAGUACUAGUACUCAUCUAUGCUUCUUCGUCUCCAUUUCAGCACCAACUGGUAGAUAAAAAAAUAAUCUGAUCUUGUAGAUUUAAUAAGGUAUAUUCUAGGGUUAGGAAAGUAUGUAUGAAUCUAAAUAUCUAAGUUCAAUCCAUUAAAUAUUGGAAGGUGGAAAAAAGUGUACAAUAGGGGUUGAACAAUAGUCCUGUGAAUCUACCCUAAUUCUCACUAAUCAUGAAACUGUAUGACAACGGUCCAGUCGUCGUGAACCGUGCGCAAGGCUCCAGGUUUAACCUGCUAUGUGUGGUCAUUCCCAUAAUGAUUCAAAUUGGCUACAUGUCCCAAAUUAUUGCACAACGUUAGCCUAAUAUGAUCCACAAAUGCUAGCGACCCUCAGGGACAAUUUACACGAACGUGACAGAGGAAAGAAAGGGAAACGGAAUGGAAUGAUGCAAAAUAUAAGCUAUAAAUGGAAGAAAACGAACACUAAAGUGACAGUUAUAAAUGUAUGUGGGUAUUACUGACGGUGGCUCCCGAUCGUGGCUAAUAUUUAACAUUAUAAACUGGGUGGUUCGAGCCCUGAAUGCUGAUUGGCUGACAGCCAUUGAAUAUCAGACCAUAUACCACGUGUAAGACAAAACAUUUAUUUUUACUGCUCUAAUUACGUUGGUAACCAGUUUAUAAUAGCAAUAAGGCACCUCGGGGGUUUGUGGUAUAUAUACCACGGCUAAGGGCUGUGUCCAGGCACUCCAUAUUGCUUCAUGCUUAUGAAUAGUUCUUAGCCGUGGUAUAUUGGCCAUAUACCACUCCUCCUCGGGCCUUAUUGCUUAAUUAUACAAAUUUAAAAUAAAACUGAGAAAAGCCCAGGCAUAGGCUAUAAUUAAAACAUUCUAAUGCGCAUACAUCAACUACAGAAGCCUUUAGCUAGGGUGUCCAAAUUUAAUUCACGCAAAUUGAGGGCACACAAUUAAUAUUCGUAAUAAAGGCACAGUUAUUGGUAGCCUAUUUCACUGUGACAUGUCAUGUUGAUUUUCAGUUUGAUUCCAUAUGGCUGGUUUCACAUUCGUCUCCAAGGAUCAUAAUGAAAAAUCAUUACAAAACAAUUGCUAUGUGUAUUUACAAUCCCCUUCUCGAAAAGGAUUACUCAUUUUCCAGUUCUUAUCAAUGGCUCUUAUCCAUUUAUAAAUUACAGUGCAUGGAGAACGCUAUUAUUUAUAUCGGGAAAAAGAAAGUACAUGGAACCGGCAGGUUCGCUCCACCUUAUUCAUGGUUUCCUCGCGCUUAAAGGUGGAAUUAUGAGGGAAUUAAGCCAAGGUCAGAAUACGGUUUAUCUGUAGACACACCUCCACCACACCUUCAUUUCUUAGAUCUCCACCCGAACAAAUAGCGGUUGAAUUGCAUGCUAUUCGCAUGCUUAAAUUCAAGCUCAGAAUACGCAUAGCGAGAAAAGUGCAUAAAAUGGGAAUUACGUUUGUUUUACGUGCGCUUAACUCCGGUCCGAAAAGCCUAGAAGAAGGAAUUUGAGGGUAGAGCAUUGUUUACUGUUUUUACUUAAUCAAGAGUGACCAAUGCAGCAGCUCCAGCCAAGCUAACUCUCAGCUCCUGACCGAUGGGCGUCCCCAUAAAAUUUGAAUGAGUGGAACGAACAUUCUAGAUUCUACUAAUUCUAAUUCUACUGGUGCCCUUUCUCUCCCCGUGACCCUGCCAGUUAGGCCUAGAAUAACCCUGAUAAAGAAAGCCUUGUGAUGCAGGAGAACUGAGUUAACAAACAAGACUCUUCAUGCCUCCAUCCCGAAUUAACAGCACAUGGCGAUGUGUGAAAUGGAAUCAAGGCUGGAAUUAUACUGAACAAAAAUAGAAAAGCAACAUGUAACAAUUUCAACUGAGUUACAGUUCAUAUAAGGAAAUCAGUCAAUUGAAAUAAAUAAAUUAGGCCCUAAUCUAUGGAUUUCACAUGACUGGGAAUACAGAUAUGCAUCUGUUGGUCACAGAUACCUUUAAAAAAAGAAAUAGGGGCGUGGAUCAGAAAACUGGUCAGUAUCUGGUGUGACCACCAUUUGCCUCAUGCAGUACAACACAUCUCCUUUGUAUAGAGGUGAUCAGGCUGUUGAUUGUGGGGGGAUUACAGGUAUUUUGUGAGCAUCUUUGUAUUAGUCACCAGACAGUCCAGUGUAGAUGGAGCCUGAGGGAAAAGUGAGGGUCUCUGAUGGUCCAUUUGAGGAUUGUAGGUCAACUCAAUAAUAACUGACUCUCUCACACACACACACCUUCCACUCCUUCCUCCCUCUCAGCUCAUGACACCCUUGGGUGACAUAGGGAUACAUUAAAAUUACGCCCACCUAGCCCCCCUGCCAGCAAUAUGUGGUGAUUUGGGCUGCUGGGUGCAGGGAGCCGGAUACAAAGACGUUAUAGUUUAUUGACUUUGCCUAUUCCUCUGUUCCGGAACUAAAGACAGGAGGUUCCUCCAUGGCAACAUAACAGAACUCUGAGGGCUCUUAAACUCUGAUGUCAUCAGAUGGUGCCUGCAUCAGUCUACUUCUUGUUUCUCCCGUUCUCUCAUUGUGAUAUGUGGGUUUUAUAGUCUUUUUCAAACCCACCUUGUGGCUAGUCUUCCUAGAGUCCAUUAAAGAUAAAACGAAAUACAACAUUCAAGUGUUCCUCCCUUUCGCUGGCUGUCCUUUUGAUCCUAUGCUUUUAUGUGUAAGAAGCUGAUUAAGUGACUGUGGUGUCUUUGUCCUCCAUUGUCACCGCCUUUUAAGAUGGUCCUGCUCUCCAAGCCAAGUGUAUGGCGUAAGCACUUGUACAUACUUUGUGCUUACGUGAACCAGAAUGUUUCAUCUCCCUCUCCAACUCCAUGUGUGCGCAUUUGGUAUAUUAGCAAUGCCUUACUGUUAUUGUGUGUCUCCCCAGGUUUGCUGACACGCUUCAAAGUGAGCCCCAACUACAUCAAUUACUCCCGUGUGUGUGUGUGUGUGUGUGUGUGUGUGUGUGUGUGUGUGUGUGUGUGGUGUGUUUCCUCAGGUGUCCUGACCCUCUCCGGUGUGAGCCUGUACAUCAGCUACUCCCAGCAGGCGCUGGCUGAGACUGAGAGGCUGGUGGGGGCUGAGCGUCUGGCCCAGGUGGUCAGCACCUCCUUCGGCUGGUCCCUCAGCUUGGCCUGGCUCUCCUUCUGCCUGGAGGUCCUCACUGGCCUGCUGCUGCUGCUAGCUGCCUGCCCAGCCACCCUGCAGGAUGGACCACAAGGCCACGGCUGGCCUCUCCAUGUUGUAACCUAA
Messenger RNA from Coregonus sp. 'balchen', 12220 nucleotides. Lineage: Eukaryota; Metazoa; Chordata; Actinopteri; Salmoniformes; Salmonidae. The record is from the annotation of a GenBank genome assembly.